AAAAUUUUGUCCAAAAGCAGACAAGAGGAUCGCCCCGCGCUGAGCCGGUUGGUGGGCAGCAGGAGGCGCCUGAUUGCCGCCGGGGCCCUGGGGGUGGUGAUGGUCCUGCUGCUGGUCAUCCUCAUCCCGGUGCUGGUGAGCUCGGCGGGGACGUCGGCGCACUACGAGAUGCUGGGCACCUGCCGCAUGGUCUGCGACCCCUACGGGGGCACCAAAGCUCCCAGCACGGCAGCGACCCCCGACCGGGGCCUCAUGCAAUCGCUGCCCACCUUCAUUCAGGGCCCCAAAGGCGAAGCCGGCCGGCCGGGCAAAGCCGGGGCCCGCGGACCUCCCGGAGAGCCCGGGCCGCCGGGUCCCGUGGGGCCGCCCGGAGAGAAGGGGGAGCCGGGCCGUCAGGGCCUGCCGGGGCCCCCCGGGGCUCCGGGGCUCAACGCGGCCGGGGCCAUCAGCGCCGCCACCUACAGCACCGUACCCAAAAUCGCCUUCUACGCGGGCCUUAAGCGCCAACACGAAGGUUACGAGGUCCUCAAGUUCGACGACGUAGUCACCAAUCUGGGCAACCACUACGACCCGACCACGGGCAAGUUUACCUGUUCCAUCCCAGGCAUCUACUUCUUCACCUACCACGUCCUGAUGCGCGGGGGGGAUGGCACCAGCAUGUGGGCUGAUCUCUGCAAAAACAACCAGGUCCGGGCCAGCGCGAUUGCUCAGGAUGCUGAUCAGAAUUACGACUAUGCCAGUAACAGUGUGGUUCUUCAUUUGGAGCCAGGAGAUGAAGUCUACAUAAAAUUAGAUGGAGGAAAAGCACAUGGAGGAAACAACAACAAAUACAGCACAUUUUCUGGAUUUAUUAUUUAUGCGGACUGAUCAUUCAGGAACUAAUUAUUUCUUCUGAAUCUGAGCACUGGAUCCAUAACAGCUCAUGCCUGUGAAUCAAGAAUCCCAGUGGAUACCAACAGUGGGGCACAUCAAUAGUGUGUGUGUGUUGGGGGGAGGGGGGAAAUCAAAUGCUACCUGACUCACAUCUGUACAACUCAGAAAAAAACCUUAUGUUAAAGAAAAAUUAAAAGCAAGAUACACAGAUGUGUGAUCCACUACCGCCACCAAAGCAAAUAUUCCUUAAUGUUAGUGUCCAUGUGAAUGAAGUCCUAUAGAGAUCAUGACUUUUUAUAGAAAAAUCUACUACACUGAAUUAUUUCUUCAAUAUAUAUGAUACUUUGGUGUAUUAUGAUAUUGCUGCUUUUAUCCAUAUGUCAGCUUUGGUUCUUGUGAGUUUACCUGCUAAUUAUGAUACCUGGAGGCCACUUAUAGUGUGGUGAGGGAUGAUUUUAUGCUAAAAAGAAAGGUUUGAGGGAAAUCAUACUAUUUCUUUCCAAAGAAAUUGUUUGCCUUGUAUUUUUGUUACUUUUACACCUAAACUUAGGAAUGAUUCAGCUUUAAGCCUUAACCUGGAAUGUUCUAGAUUUUGAGGGAAGUAAUUCUCAAGCCUUGUAUUAUUGCCACAUAAUUUAAUUUUUGUUAAUUUGGUUUUCCCCUCCCUGUAAUGAUGAUUUUUAGAAACAGAUCUAGAAUGUGACACUGAAUUGUCCUGUACAUGUGCUGAGAAAUUUGUGUAAGUAUCUACAGUGUUUAGAUAGCUUCAUAAUUGUUCAUCUUGUCGAUAUAAACAUUGAGUCAAUAUAAAAAAAAUUCUACACUUCCUUCAAAAGGCAAAAGCAUUUCUUCUUCAGGAUAAAUCCAGAUUGCCGUCCUCUUCCCCAUCCACACCCCUCAUGCCCUGGGAUGGAACAAAAGAUUGUUGAUGUUUAUUUUGGGCCACUGCAUGAAUUACCAAGGGGACAGUCUGUAAUGCCUUCAAACUUUUACUACAAGUUUGUAGCCUGAGGUUAUUUCAAAAUUAACAGAUAGACAUAUUAUCAAUACAACAAGAUGUAUAUAUUUUAUACACAAUAUAUAUUAUAUAUAAUAUGUACAUUAUAUAUAAUGUAUAUAUAUAUAUUAUAUGUGGCUUAGGCACAGUGGAUAUAGAGUUUAGAGAUCUACAUUUUUUAAAAAGUAUACUAAAUAUGGUAUGUGAACUAUUUUGAAUGUCAAAAAUCUAUGGAGUACCAAAACAACAGUUCUUAGUGAAAACAGCUCCUGUUAAGAAUUUAAAAAGAGAAUAUUAUUUUGCAUAGGUUAAAGAUGGCCCAGAGCACGUUUUCCUUCCUAUUGGACCACUCCUCUCAUAUUCAAACCAAGAGUUUAUUCUGGAGUCGGUGGCAGACUAUUAACAUUAGGCUUGCAGUAACAAAGUGGCUUCUCUUUCAAUGUCGAUGUAUUACAUGUAUUUGAACCAUCAAUUUGUUCUUGUUUCAGAGGUGGACUGAAACUGACACUAAUGUAGAUUUUGAGCGCAGUAAGAGGCCAAAAUCCAGCCUUUCUGGUUAACACGUACCACCGAGAGCCAUCUCUUUAAUCUGCCAAGUGAAAGAUAUAAAGUACGCGUUGUCAUACACUGAACUGUCAAACAACUUCCCCCAUAAUGAUGAAAAAUCUAUUCCUUGCUAUUUGCCUUUGAAGAUCCUCUGACAAAUAGCUUUUAGAAACAGAAAUUUAAAAAUAUUUAACCCACUUGUUUCACUGCUGAAAUAACUGUACAUGUCCGUUCUGCUUUUCUUUUUUUUUUUUUUUCAAGAAACAGUUUGUCUCUUUGACUUGUCUCUUUUGGGACAGUUCCGUUCUGAGUCUAUGGAUCAUUGUCGUAGCUCCGCUAUGCUUAUUUUCAGUAAAUGUCUAAGGUAGCCUAACCAAGAUCUCAAAAAAGCAGUAUUGUUGUUCAUCAAUAUAUUUAUUUAUAGUUCCUGUUUUCCCCCAGUGACAUGCCCCAAUCUGAUCAAAUACCAUGCUUUACCAGAUGAAAAAGCCUGAAGAUACUCACCAAGUGUGAUGAUUAAUCUUCUUAGGUCUUUCUAAUGCUAAGCUAUUUCAUUAAAAAAAAAAUUAAAAUGGACUUCCCUUCCACUUAACAGACUUUUAUAAUUGUGGACAUGUAUGUUUACUGCAGAGGAAACUGGAAGCAAAGUUUGGGGAAGCGCUGUGUGUAUCAACUAGAAAAGUAAGCAUUCAAACAAAAGAUUUAUUUUAGGAGCAGGGUACACCAAGGAGUUAAUAAAAGGACUUCAUUCCACAGGGGGAAAAACCAACAACCCAGAGCUGGGUACCAAGCUCUAAAAAUCAAGACUGUCAUUUCUAAUAGAUAUGACCUUUUCUUCAGAUAAAUAACCGUUGCUUACCCCCCAUUUAGGCCCAGAGAAAAAUAUUCAAAUAAAAAGUACACAAAAGAAAUGGGAAAACGUAUAAGGCAAACAUUUCUUUUAUUUAUCUAUCUAUUUAUUUAUUUAUUUAUUUUGCAUCAUAUCUUACAAACCAAUUAAAUUGUAGCCUUUGUUAUACAUGUAAUGAUGAUAAUUCAUUAAACUAUAUUAUGUAAUAUA
Phascolarctos cinereus (koala) is the source of this 3476-nucleotide messenger RNA. It is a transcript of the gene C1QL3, whose product is annotated as complement C1q like 3. Gene Ontology annotation, molecular function: protein binding. The record is from RefSeq and is a predicted model, not a curated record. Lineage: Eukaryota; Metazoa; Chordata; Mammalia; Diprotodontia; Phascolarctidae.